AUGGCGACCUUUCGUGCCGAGCCGGACUUGGCAACGGUAGCAUUAGCUACCCAGUUGGCCUUUUUGACAAUUGAAAGGAUCGCCGAAUUAGGCCGACGCCAGCGUGACGCUGUUGAAAGGAUUGGCCGUUUGCAUUCGGAAGUUGAUGGCCAAAGGAGCAGGGCGGAGUUUGAGGCAAUAAGGGCCGCAAUGGAAAGUGCACAGGCGGAGGCUGAUAAGGAAAGGGCCAGGACUGCUGAUCAACUCAGGUCUGACGCCGAGGGGAGGGCAAACGUGAGUGAGGAAUCGCUCAAGUUAGCCAAUGAGGUGCUUACGAAACUGGAGGCCGAGUUGGAAGGGUUAAAGCAGGCCAAGGAAAAAUCCGAAUCUGAGGCUUCUGCAGCGUUCGAGGCUGGGAAGAGCACCACUUUUGAUGACUACAUAGAAGAAGUCCCCAAAUUUGAGAAUCAAGGAUUCAGACACGAACAAAAACAACAAACAGUCUUUGUGAAGAUGGUAUUGAUGAAGAGGAAGCACGAGGAGCUCGAGAUCAAGAAAAGUGUCUAUGGCGAUGGAAACAAGUGGUUCAGAGGGUCCAUCAUCGGAAAAUCAAGCAGCGGACCGGUUUAUUUGGCGACUUUGAAGAAACCCAAGUGGAGACUCACCCACUUGCCUGUACUAAUGGCUGUCAAGUCCGCUGAGGUUUCUGAUUCGGCUUUGCUUCAGAGGGAAGCACUUGUUCUUAGGAACUUCCAUGCUUGUCCCUACAUCUAUCGUUGCUUUGGGGAAGAGGUUUUCACCAGUGAUCGCAAUCGGAUGGUAUAUAACCUUCUGUUGGAGUAUGGUUCUAGUGGAACCCUAGCUGAUGUGGUCAAGAAAACUGGUGGCAACGGAUUGCCUGAAUCUGAUGUUAGGCGCUACACAAGGUAUAUUCUUGAAGGUCUUGAUUGUGUUCAUAGUGCUGGUUAUGUUCACCGUGCUCUAAAGCCUGAGAAUAUCAUCAUUGUUCCGAUCAUUACUAGUACUGGCACUGAAUAUAUCGCAAAGAUUGGUGAUUUUGGGUUGGCAAAGAAAUCAGAGCAAGCGAGGAAGAUAUUCAGAAUGCCAAUAUCUUAUAAACAAGAAUCGAGAGCCCUAAGAUCUAUAUAG
Messenger RNA from Camellia sinensis, 1128 nucleotides. Lineage: Eukaryota; Viridiplantae; Streptophyta; Magnoliopsida; Ericales; Theaceae. The record is from RefSeq and is a predicted model, not a curated record.